Molecule: messenger RNA, 1203 nt
Organism: Papilio machaon (common yellow swallowtail)
Lineage: Eukaryota; Metazoa; Arthropoda; Insecta; Lepidoptera; Papilionidae
Product: vesicular integral-membrane protein VIP36
Exons: 6
Coding region: 83-1066 (327 amino acids)
Biological process (GO): endoplasmic reticulum to Golgi vesicle-mediated transport; endoplasmic reticulum organization; Golgi organization
Cellular component (GO): endoplasmic reticulum membrane; Golgi membrane; COPII-coated ER to Golgi transport vesicle
Molecular function (GO): D-mannose binding
Source: RefSeq, a predicted model, not a curated record
CAUUUAAAACAUUCAUUUUCGGCAUGCCAUGAUCUGGCGUUUGUUUUGUCACUGGUUCUAAAGUUUUAAUAUUACUUCCAAAAUGUAUUACGAAAAAUUAUUAUUCAUGAAGUUCCUUUUCAUCUCCGUUUUCUAUACUUCUGUAUUCGCAGAAUGGAACACAAGAGAUUAUAUAAUGAGGCAGCAUUCUCUUACAAAACCUUACCAAGGGAGCGGUAUGUCGGUACCACAUUGGGACUUUUUAGGUAGCACUAUCGUUACUUCGAAUUAUGUCCGAUUGACACCCGACAUGCAAUCAAAAUCUGGUGCUAUUUGGAACACAUCGCCAUGUCAAACAAGGAACUGGGAACUACAAGUACAGUUCAAAGUCCACGGUCGAGGGAAGGAUCUCUUUGGAGAUGGGUUUGCGCUGUGGUACGUCAGAGAUCGUAUGCAGACAGGCCCGGUGUUUGGUAGCAAGGAUUACUUCCAUGGUCUUGCUAUUGUACUUGACACAUACAGUAAUCAUAAUGGUGCACAUAAUCAUCAACAUCCAUACAUAUCAGCUAUGAUCAACAAUGGCAGCCUUCAUUACGACCACGACCGUGAUGGUACACACACACAGCUCGCCGGCUGCGAGGCCAAGUUCAGAAACUUUAACCACGACACACACAUCUCUAUUACAUACAGAGAUGAUACAUUGAUUGUGAGCACGGACUUAGAAGGUAAGAAUGCAUGGAAAGAGUGCUUCAAAGUGGAAAACAUUCUUCUACCUACGGGAUAUUACUUUGGUGCGUCUGCAACUACAGGUGAUCUGAGCGACAACCAUGAUAUCAUAUCUAUCAAGAUGUACGAAUUAGAUCUAUUGGAAUCGCAAAACAAAGAUGAGGACAGAUCGAAAAUAAUCCCAUCGGCGGCGUCUUUCGAAGCACCGAGAGAGAGAGUGGACGAUACAAAACCCGCCAUGUCUGGUGUUAAAUCUUUCUUAUACAUGAUGUUUGUAGCGAUUGUCAUUAUGGUUGUAUUGGUCUUAGGCAUUAUGUGGUACCAGAAAAGACAGGAACAAUCUAGAAAAAGGCUCUAUUGAUAUCUAUUGCGCUGAUGUCAAAUUCAUUCGAAAACAGACUAUAGACAAAAAAAAACUCCCGGUUUUUUUUAAUUUCUUAACGAAAUUAUUUACUAUAAAAUUUUAUAUAAUGGCAACAUUCAGCAUAAUAGUUUACG